AAACCGGAAACUUUGCAGACAAAGUUCGGAGCUCCACCCCCGCCGCCGCGACCUGCAGCUUCUAGCACGGACGGAGUGACCGCUCGGCCCGGCUCUCGAGUGCGCCAUGUCGGGUUCCUCCAGCGUCGCCGCCAUGAAGAAGGUGGUUCAGCAGCUCCGGCUGGAGGCCGGCCUCAACCGCGUGAAGGUUUCCCAGGCAGCUGCAGACUUGAAACAGUUCUGUCUGCAGAAUGCUCAGCACGACCCUCUGUUGACUGGAGUGUCUUCAAGCACAAAUCCCUUCAGGCCGCAGAAAGUCUGCUCCUUUCUGUAGUCCACCUUUCAGAGGUUUGUUAAGCCACUUUUCAUGAACCAGUGAAUAUUCAAGAGAACUAAAUUUGAAGCCUGUACAAAAGUGUCCCUGUAACACAUGUGCCAUAAUACAAUCUUCUACUUGUCAGUCCUUAACAGCUACCUCUCUGAAUUUUCAUGGAUUUCUGUUUCACAAGGUUAUAACUAUUUUAUAUACACUGGCUGUAACAUACAAUAAAACAGCAUACAAAUUUUUGGCCUUAUUACUAGUAUGAAA
Nannospalax galili (Upper Galilee mountains blind mole rat) is the source of this 568-nucleotide messenger RNA. RefSeq names its product G protein subunit gamma 5 (gene Gng5). NCBI's taxonomy places the organism in Eukaryota, Metazoa, Chordata, Mammalia, Rodentia, Spalacidae. The record is from RefSeq and is a predicted model, not a curated record. Bases 107 to 313 code for a protein of 68 amino acids. Gene Ontology annotation, cellular component: heterotrimeric G-protein complex. Gene Ontology annotation, biological process: G protein-coupled receptor signaling pathway. The transcript is spliced from 3 exons. Gene Ontology annotation, molecular function: G-protein beta-subunit binding.